UCUGAUGUCUUCACCUGAGGGGUGCAUACAUUAAAAAAUGUCUAGUUGUUUUUAAUACACCUCGUCAUAUUUCCCUCCCCUGUUCCUUUGAGUAAUGGAACAUUCCAAUAAGGGGAAUUCCCCUUCCCUAACACCCCUGCGCUACAUAUAGGUGCUUUCCACACCUACUGGGACUUCCUCUUCCUUUUGCCUCUAGUCUGAGGGUUGGAUGUGUGGUUGCACAUGGUCGAUGCAACUGUUUUUCACUCCAGUGUCGAGUACAACACAGACCUGACAACACUUAAUUAACAUUUGCAGGAAAGAAUCAAGAAACACAAUUUGAUCAUAUAAAAGAAAAGUACAUCUAUUGAAAUAGGUAGCCAUGGCAAAGUCAGACAUCAAAUUGUCUGCGGUAGCGGAAGAGUUUCGGGAACUAGACCUUAUCUUCAAAAGUGACUGUGAUCUGGAUGUUGUAGAGAGGGGAUACGGACGCAAGUUGAUUGAUGCCAUAGGUAGUCAAAACGAAGUCUUGGAGUGUGAAGCUUUGAAAAGUCUUGGAGAUUUGUAUCUCCACAAAGCCAAGAUGAAGAGGCAUAAAGCGGAGUAUUUUACGGGCGCUUGUGCGUUAUACAACGAAGUCUUACGAUUCUACAAAAUCGAUGACGAGAGAGAAAUUGUACAACAUCGCGUCAAAUACGCAGAGAAAUGCACAAAACUUGUAUACGAUGAGGAGGGCUUGAAACUAAGGACUGAUAAUCUAGCUAAUACAACAUUGGCUGUAUCGGUGGUCCUUCACGAAGUCAAAGAGAAAGCUAAGAACAAAGGCCAUGGCACUAUGCCUUUGAUUGAGAGUUAUACCAAGUCCUUAGUAACAGCGAUCAUAGAAAGAAAUAAAUGCCUGGAAAUAGAAUCCUUGAAGAGUCUUGGCGAUCUGUACCUAGAGAAGGGGAGGGUUGGCAGGGACGAGGCGGCAUUCACAAAGUCAGCCGGUCUGUACCGAGCGGCGCUGGACCGCUGUGAAGAUUCAGACGGCAGAGAAACACUGAAGCACCGCAUCAAGUACGCCGAGGAAGUCAAGGAAAAACUGGCUAAGGUAACAAAGGAAGACAUUUUGGUUACAUUAUACUCUUUUGUUUUUCCACAUACAUAAGGUCUACAGAUAUUGAUGUUAAGCGGAUAAAAUUCACUACAAAAUGUAAUGUCAUUCAAGGUUUUUUUAUUGUAAUUUGCAUGUAUGCUAAAUACAUGGUUGCUCAUGUAUUUUAUUCACAUUUUAUCAAAAAGUUGUUUUGCCUGUACACAAAGUUUUCUUACCUUUCCUUUCGGCGCAAAAGGCUAUGAAACGCCUAGAAACCGGGCGAAGCCAGGAACAGAAAGUUGGGAUUGACAACCUGCUGACGUCACCUGUCAUGCCGUACAACGAACACCUGCAGGAGGGCUGCAGGGCCCUGCAGACAGGACAUCUGGACAGGGCGGAACUGAGCUGUGCUGCUGCACUCAAGGUUGUACAUCUGCAGGGUGAGUCUUGGAAAUUACACGUCUCGAGAAGAUUGAUUUCUGAGAGCAUCAACACUUUUAUUAGCAAAGACCUUAGUGUAGCGUAUUAGUAAUAUCAUCAAGUAUUAUUCUUGAUAUCAUUCAUGUGUACUGAAAAUCACUUAAGAGUAAUUUAGACUGAAAAAUAGAUUCACAGCCUGGCAAUAUAAAGAAGAAACAUAACUUGCUGAAAAUAUAUAUCUGAACUUAACCAAAUGCAGGUGAGCACCGGAAAGAGGUAAAACCCCUAUGCAAGUUGAGCGAUAUCUACUUGGCGAGAGGGACGCAGUCGAAAGACGGAGGAGAUUUCACCAAGGCUGCAGCACUAUGUAAUGCAGCACUGGUCAGAGCAGGUAGAGAAAACAGAGAAGACAUCGAACAAACGACCCAGACGAUAACCCAAUCAUUUGUUAAGCACGUCUUAAAUAUACAACAUACGGUACCCGCCGAUAACGUCGAGAAACACAAAUUGACACUGAAGGAACACCGAGCUUAUGUGGAGCAGGAGAUCAACAGAAUUGAGGACCAGAUUGAUCCUUACUGCCUUGAUGAUGAUGACCCCCAAACAAAAGAAGUGGAGGAAAACAGAGUAGAGGCAAUCAAAGGAAUGUUUGACACUAUUGUCCAUCAGCGACGAACGUUCAUAGCUUCCCUAGUAGAUGAAUGCGUGGAUGUAAUGGGUCCCCCUCCCUGUAAGUACGCCAUGAUAGGCUUGGGUUCACAAGCAACGGGGUUAGUAACCCCAUACUCAGAUCUGGAGUUUGCCAUGUUGAUAGAGAAGGAGACGGAAAACAAUGUAAAAUACUUUCACAAUCUCACGCAUUACCUUCAUCUGAAAGUGAUCAAUCUUGGGGAAACCAUCCUUCCGGCCAUGGCUAUCAAGUCUCUCAACAAUUUUGAGUCGAACACGCUAGACAGCUGGUUCUACGACUCUGUAACACCGCGCGGGCUUGCGUUUGAUGGAGCCAUGCCGCAUGCGUGUAAAACACCUUUAGGCAGAGGUAAGAUGUGUCAUCUCAUCCGCACACCACGUGACAUGGUCCAGAUUCUUGAAGACGACGUGACGCUUCAUUUGAAGAAAGGUUACCACCUAGCGACGGUGUUGGGAAGCGUCUCUUUGAUUACUGGAGAACAACACCUGGUCGAUGACUAUAUGGCUAUAUGGUAUCAUCAGCUAAAGAAAAGUGGAAGAAACUUUGCUAGCCUAGUAGCGAAAACUAUGUUGAUGGAAAAUAGUCAAACGUUAUUAAGGCAGGAUCUAACUGACAGAAUACUGGAUGUAAAGAAAAACAUGUAUCGAUUUUCAAGUCUUGCGGUGUCUUGUUUGGCACACAUUUUCGAUAUACAGCCAACCACUAUUUGGGACACUAUUCAGAAGAUGCGCAAGACGGAAGACAUUAACGAUGAGAACGAACACCACUUGAUGGUGUUGGUCAGCAUCUCAGCGGAACUGAGGCUUCGAACGUACAUGAACAAUCGUGGUCAGGUGGAGAACAUGUCAGCAUUAUCGUCAAUGUCGGCUAAUUCAGACAUAGAGGAAACAUCAAAGAUCUUUUACAUCUCGAACACGAGACAGCUCAUGAGAUACUACUAUACAGCGACACCAUUGAAGUAUUUCUUCUCACGUUUAGCCAAUGGUAAAUCACUCACAGAGCCGUUGAUUCUGUUUGACAAGUCAUUCAAACUGCAAGCAGAGGUAUACAAAAGCCUGUGUGACAAUGAGAAAUGGAAAGCUUUCACGGAACGGGCACUGCAAGAAGAGCGAUGUAAAUAUGGAAAGGAUGCUAUACAUCAUGACAUCGCCGAUUUGCUCAACAAUGUGGGUCUGGCAUGUAAGAGUCUUGGAGAUACAGGAAAGGCCAUCAGCUACUAUCAACAGUCACUACAGAUGGUUCGAAAAAUCCAUGGUGCAAGCUUUGCAAACACUGACACUGCCGCAUCACUUAACAACUUGGGCCUCGCCUGGGGCGACCUUGGCGAACAUAGAAAGGCAGUCAGCUGCCAUGAACAGUCACUACAGAUGAGGCGAGUUAUCUACAAACAGGAUACUGGCCACUUUGACAUAGCCUCGUCCCUUCACAACUUGGCUGUCGCCUGGAGUGAACUUGGUGAAUACGGAAAGGCAUUGAGUUAUCAUGAGCAGUCACUUCAGAUGAUGCGGAGUAUCUAUGGCGAGAACAGUAGGCAUUCUGACAUCGCCAUUUCAAUAAUCGGCUUGGGUAACGCCUGGGAUAGCCUCGGUGAUCAGAGAAAGGCCGUGAGCUAUUACGAACAGGCACUCCAGAUGAUGCGGCAUAGCUAUGGUGAGAAUACUGCACAUCCUAAUAUUGCAGGGUGUCUUAACAGCUUAGGUAUAGCCUUGAAUAAACUUGGUGAUCACAGAAAGGCCAUCGACUGUUUGAAACAGGCACUACUGAUCAGUCGGAGAAUCCACGGGGAGAGUGCUUCUCAUGCCGACAUUGCUAUGUCACUUGAUCACUUGGGUACCGUUUGGAAGAGCAUGGGUGAUUAUAGAAGAUCCGUCAAGUACUAUGAACAGUCACUACAGAUGCGGCAGAGUAUCCAUGGUGAGGGUACUGAGCAUCCUAACAUUGCCUCGUCACUUAACAACUUGGGUACCGCCUGGGGUGACCUUGGUGAUCACAGAAAGGCUGUCGGCUAUCAUGAACAGUCACUACAGAUGAGGAGGAGUAUCUAUGGUGAGAGAACUGCACACUCCGACAUUGCUGCGUCCCUAACCACCCUGGGUAACGCCUGGCGUGGCCUUGGCAAUCACCGAAAGGCUAUUAUCUACUACGAACAGUCACUACAGAUGAGGAGGAGUAUAUAUGGUGAGAUCACAGCACACCCAGACAUUGCUGCGUCACUUAGCAACUUGGGUAUCAUCUGGAAUGGCCUUGGUGAUCACAGAAAAGCUAUCAGCUAUUAUGAGCAGGCACUACAGAUGACGCAGAGCAUCCGUGGUGAGAGCACUGCCCAUCCUGACAUCGCCAUCAUACUUAACAACCUGGGUACCGCCUGGAAUCACCUUGGAGAUUACAGUGAGGGAGUCAGCUAUCUUGAAAAGGCACUACAGAUAAGGCGUAGUAUCCAUGGUGAAAACACUGCGCAUCCUGACAUCGCCGAUUCACUCAAUAAUUUGGGUGCUGCCUGGAGUAACCUUGGGAAUGACAGAAAAGCCGUCGGCUACUCUGAACAGUCACUACAGAUGAGGCAGAGUAUUUAUGGUGUGGGCACUGUACAUCCUGACGUCGCCAGGUCAUUUGGAAACUUGGGAAACGCAUGGAGUCACCUUGGUGACCACAGAAAGGCCGUCAGGUAUUUUGAACAGUCACUACAGAUGAUGUGGAGAAUCCAUGGUGAGAACACUGCACAUCCUGAUAUUGCCACGUCACUUAAUAACUUAGGUAUCGAAUGGGGUCAACUUGGAGAUUACAGAAAGGCCAUCAGUUACUUCGAAAAGGCACUACGGAUUAGGUGGGCUAUCUACGGUGAGGGAACUGCACAUCCUUUCAUCGCCAACUCACUUAACAACCUGGGUGCCGCCUGGAGUCAGCUUGGUGAGCACAGAAAGUCCGUGAUUUAUUACGAGCAGUCACUAGAGAUGACGCGGAGUAUCUACGGCGACAACACUGCACAUUCAAACGUUGCCAAGUCACUCAACAACUUCGGUAACGCAUGGGUGAACGUUGGUGAUUACAGAAAAGCCAUCGGCUAUUACGAACAGUCGCUGCAGACAAUGAGGAAAAUCCACGGUGAGACCACUGCACAUCCUAACAUUGCUACGUCACUCAAUAAUUUAGGUGUCACAUGGAGUAAACUUGGCAACCGUUUCAAGGCAUCGAGCUAUCUUGCAGAGGCUGCACUGAUGAAGCAGAAGAUCGAAUGUUUCAAGAUUUAACAUUGUCAACAUUAUAUCGAUCUGAAAUGAUUUCGAUUACAGGAGCGCUUGUGCUAACCUGAUUAAACCGCGCUUAUAGCGGCCCGCCCAAUAUUGCGGCCCCCUGUGGGAAGGAACCAGUUACAGCCCCGGACAACGGAGUAUGCAUUACACAGACUAGGCUUGUACGAAGCGAUGAGUAAUUAUUGUCA
Molecule: messenger RNA, 5607 nt
Organism: Branchiostoma floridae (Florida lancelet)
Lineage: Eukaryota; Metazoa; Chordata; Leptocardii; Amphioxiformes; Branchiostomatidae
Product: tetratricopeptide repeat protein 28-like
Exons: 2
Coding region: 2123-5416 (1097 amino acids)
Cellular component (GO): kinesin complex
Molecular function (GO): protein binding
Source: RefSeq, a predicted model, not a curated record